UCUCGUGCCGAAUGGUCGGUCAACCACGUGCGUCAAAAUGUCAGACGAUGAACUGAUAUAAAAGUUGGGCUGGGAUAUCAACCGGACGACACAACUAACCAGGUAGGGACACGGGAGCGGUUCCAGAGAGGAAAUCUCAGGUUUAGGAAUUGUAUUUUUUACUAGGUCCACAUUAUAAGUCCAGGAAUUUAAAGAAACAAAACAGUGGAUUUCAGGAUUUAAAGUUGGUUCGUCAUUUAACCCGUUUGACAUUUGCAAGUUGAAACAAGAUAUUGUGUUGAAGUUGAGAAUGUUUUAAGUUUCGUGCCUAGUGGUGUGAGUUUCUCAUCGUUUCAAGAAGAAAGGGACAGUGAGUACAUCUGUGAACAAUGGCGAGCCUUAAUGGGCCUGCGGUGGUCAUCGUGUGGUCAGUGAUUGUCUCCAUCAUAUCCGGUCUUCCAGCCACGUUACCUAGAUACGAGCCGUCUAUGGACGCUGAGCUGAGCGCUAUUUUAACGGGACGAGAGUUUCCAGAAGACAGAGCGAGAUUUUCUCAUUUACAGAGGGGACUAGAACCGGAAGUUGCUGAGACGUUGGGUGAGCCAGAUGAGGACGAGGGUGGGGAGAUGAGGGGCGUCAUAGACUCGCCCUGGGCAGUCUUAUCUGAGCCCCACAGCAAGCGUGGAGGGUACCAUCGAGACAGCGUAGAUUACUAUAAGCGGAGCAGCCUUAAUGAAUUAAUCCGGCGGCUCAUGCAAAUGAGAGGGAACACCUACAAUGGAGGCCGAGCGUCCUUGCUGAGAUUCGGAGCAGGAAAAAGGUGAACAAAAGUACCCAAACACAGUGCGACUCGGGAGGUGAAUUGCAGGACUGAAUAACCGUAAUUGAAGUGACAAGAACAGCUAAUGACGUAGUAACUAUAAAUAGAACCAGAUGCUGUUACUAACAUUUUGCAUUUUCGUAACUUUUUUUGUUACUACAAGGUCUGAACAAACUUUAAAACAUAGUUUUUCAAAGACAAAUGCUAACACGCCUAAAUUUAGAUAGAACACGUAUAUCAUGCACACUGAGGUAGAGAGAAUAGCCACAUAAGCCUACACAAGUUUUAUACGCAAGUAUCUUAACAAAAACACCCGUCUUUUCUAUUCAUAGUAAAUAAUUCAAAAUGUAUGUGGCUGAAAUCUAUUGCCUGAACUAGCCAUUAAUCUUUGGGGUCGUACAUAAUAGAAGUCAGGCUUUCUAACUCGAUUAUAACCAGUUCCCAUUGACAAACCGUCAAAAUGAAUCAGCCCCCCUCCCCACGUCACGUCUUAGCCCAGCCCCCCCCCCCCACUACUCAAAUGUGUAAAAUUUGUAAUCUAAAGUAGCCAUUUCUUAAUUAACUAGUAACUGACUUCGGUAAACAUAGGGUACAAAGAUCAAUUUUUAUUAUUAUUUACAAAACAAAGAUAAUAAUGAAAAAAAAAAAAAACGCGGCUAAAAUCAGUUUCAAACAGAAAUUUUUCAAAUGCAAUAGUGUGACGUUAUUUUAUGACCUUUCCCCGCCCCCUCGUGUCAUACACCGUCACUAAAGUCGGUAUCCUCCCCCACCCCUUCUGAGCAUGACUUUGUUUAUGUAUGACCCCUUCAAGCCAGCUAUAGUUUUAAAAUGAUAAAAAAGUUUAUUUUGCCAUUGUUUUCUUUUGUUUUAUAGUUAUUUAACUGUUAGACAAUUUGAUCGAAUGCCAAUCAUUGAAUUCAAACGGGUAACUCUAACUACCAAUUUGAGUUAGAAAUUAUAUUGUAUUUCAUGAAUAAAGUAAUUGAUACGAUUUCAAAUGUUUUUUUAACGAAACAAAUCUUGAAUUAGCUGUGAAUUAAAACAUAGCUGUGUGUUCAGGUCAGCAAUAAGAAGCCAUUGGUUGGUUCAGCGUCUAUGCAGAAUUUUGAUUCGCUCGAUAUUAAACUAUACAACGGUCAAA
This is a messenger RNA of Physella acuta, 1940 nucleotides long. RefSeq lists its product as uncharacterized. The record is from RefSeq and is a predicted model, not a curated record. NCBI's taxonomy places the organism in Eukaryota, Metazoa, Mollusca, Gastropoda, Physidae.